Owenia fusiformis is the source of this 3220-nucleotide messenger RNA. The record is from the annotation of a GenBank genome assembly. Lineage: Eukaryota; Metazoa; Annelida; Polychaeta; Sabellida; Oweniidae.
ACUCUGAAUGAAAUGUGAAUCACAGUCUACUCGGGUCUAACAAUUUUCUACGAUGAUGGAAAGCAUAUGCAUGUGGAAACUUUGGAAAGUAAGGAAUAUUGUGCCACAUAAUAAUAAUUCGCUUGUUCGGAUUUUUACCGUAACAUAACAAACACGACAUCCUAUUAACGUAAGUGAGUCAGGUGUCAUGAGACUUUGCAAAAGGAAAGCGGAAGAUUUUCUGUUUUUUGGACGCUCUAACCACUUCCAAAUGCUAUAGAAAUUGCAAGAACAAUGCUCAUGAUAGUCAUCUAUAAGUAGGAUACAAUGGCGACGUCCCCUAUGGAAUUUCUGGAGGCAGGAGAGGCAGAUCCGCUGCUUGCUGCUAGAAUGAUACGAGACCCAACAGCUAUGACUUCAAUGCCCGUUGCUGUGACACAAGCUAUCAACACACCAAAGCCACAUCAAUCAACUGCGGGAACAUCUGGGGGACCAGUAAGUCCAAGCUGGAGACAGGGCUAUGAACAGAGAAGAAGGGUGGAGAACUUUAGGGCUCAGCAGUAUAAUACUUUCCUGGACAUUCGGUCCUCAGAUGUUGCAGAUGUCCCACCUGUAGAUAACCCAACCACUAUUGCCCUGAAUGUCUGUAAAAAGAUGGUACUCAGGCCCUAUCUCAGACUACUUAGAGGGAUUGGCUGGUAUCCAUUAUUCACUGACCCAGAGAAACCAUGGCAACAAUGUGUCAACAUUGGGUGGGUGGUAAUAGUAGUGGCCCUCAUAUUCCUGGGAUAUAUCAUACAAUUUGCUGGCUGCUUUAGACGUGACAGGGCAAUCGCAUCAAAUUCAUUUGCCAUGGUGAACCUGUCAGGUCCGAACGCGACGUACAACGGCACAGUUUCUCCCAUUCCACUUCCUGUGGAGAUCAGUUGUACAAAGUACUUGAUCUCCCAGUAUAUCAUACCAGACCUCCUACACUCUAUAGCUUACUUCUACUGUCUAUAUUACAUGAGGAUAUCAGAUACUGAGCAGCUGGUGACCCUUAUGGAGAGGGUGUUCCUCCAGUCCACAGAAACCCAUACAGGAUAUCUCUCUCAGAAGAACCUAAUACAGAGAUUAAGGUUGAUAUUAUGGACAGGAUUUAUGUGGGUUGUAUUCUCUCUUGUGGUUGUAGUGCUGCAGAUAUUAGCUCAGUUUGACGAGAUUGACUUUACUUGGCUAUAUCCAAGAGACUUGACGGGUAAAAUAUUCCUCUACAUAUUCAUGGUAAUGGGACUCCUUGUGCUGGACAUUGUUUAUGUUGCCGUGGUUACCAACUAUUCUGUUCAAUGCGCUCUAAUCAUAUUCUAUAUAAGAGGACUCAAGGUGAAGGUCAUGGAGAAAAUUAUUGAUCUGCAGCAGUCAAUAAAGUGUAUCCAAGAGACAGAACAUCAUUUAAAGAAACUCAAUGACAGCAACGCAACAGCAGUUUCCAUAGUAACCUUCAAUUUCCUCACCAUGGUAGUUCUAGGUGCAGAUGCUUUUCUGGACAAAGAUCACAAUGGGUUUACUCCAUUGAUGUAUCUCACCACAGGUCUCAAUCUCUUCACCUGGUUCUGGAUUAUGUCAAUUCCUUUAUUACAGGCUGUGCUGGUCACUGCUGCAUGCAAUUCCCUUCGCAAACUUGGUCAUGAGGUUAGAGCAAGACCUUUUGUCUACCAGGACUCUGAUCGUGAUGAACUGGAUUCAUUCUUGAUGUAUACUUCUACAUUGAACAUGAGGGCAAAAAUCUUCAAGAUUCCAAUGAGAUCCAGUUACAUCUGUGGUCUGGUGGUGUUGGUCUGCUUUGUCAUACUGGUGCUCUUUCAGCUCGGAGUCAUUUCCAUAUGGCUUGUAAAAUAACUUUAUAUCAUAAGCAGUAUUUUUGACUUUAAUGCAGCUAGAGAAACUCAGACUGCAUAUUACUUUGCAUUUCUGUCGAUUUGUCAUAAGUGUCAAUAUAUUAGUUGACAUUCCAAAUACUGUAUAUAGGCGCAACUCGCGGCAACUGUCUUUCAUCAAAACUUAGCUCAGUGCUUUGAUGCAUGUCUCGGGAAUGUUCAACACAAUUUACUUAUGAUUGAGGUUGUACAGUGAGUGCAGUAGAAGAAUGCAGUAUUCCUGAUGUUUGUAGAAGCUUCAGAACUUCAAAAGUAAUGCUUUUUAUUUCAUCGGUUUUGUUAUUUCAUAUUUAAGAAGUACUAUACUACAUUAGUAUAUGUAGGCCUAUAGUAAAGGAUGUGUUGUUGCCUCGUACUUUUAAGAUUUUUCUCAAUUAUUUUGUUUAUCAUAUAUCAAUUGUAUAUCACUCAAAUUUAUAGCCACCAGUAUUGUACAAAUGUCGGGAAUAUCCCCAAAUUAACACAGUUAAAUGGAUCAGAGGGGGCAGAGAUAAAAAGGAUUGUGAGAGAAAUGUUGGCAUAAAGUAACAUUUUUCACACUUUAUCCCUUAUAAUUCAUUUAACUGUAUUAUACACUUAGGUUACUCAUUGAGGGUGUAUUUGGCUCAAAGGUCAGUGAUGUACAUCUUUCCACCAAGGGCUGGUUCUGUUUUAACAAUGUUUGAACCAUGGUCAGCACAGCAAUGCAUACUGUACAUAAACUAUACACAUAGAUUGUCCAAUUUUGUAUUAUCUUACUAAUUAUAUACAGUUACAACUUACUACGCAUUUUGCAUAUAUGAGGAGAUAUUUCUGAUCUUGGGGACCUUGUAGGGGUUCAGCUGCUUUUAAGAAUUGACCAAAUAAAAAUUGGAAGUCAAUAACUUUUACUAAGGGAAAACAAAUGAAAAAUUAUUUUCCUAAAAUUUCUAUAUAACUUUGUGCCCUUUUAUAAUUUUAUUAGGCCUAAUGUAGCUUUGACUAAGUCUGUAUUUUAUUUUACUUAUCUUGAUGUUCACUAAGUAAAAGUAUAAAAUAAAUGAAAAACAGACUUAGGCAAGGCUAGACCUCAUGAUUAGAUAUACCUACUUUGGUAGUUGCUUGCAGUACAGAUUUAAAGGAGUACUUAUCCCGAUAUUGUAUAUUACACUGUGAUUUAUAUUUUAUUUAUAUAUACAUUUCAUGAUAAUUAUAUAAUGCUUUCCUAAUGGCCAAAUUAUGCUUCAUCUUUAUGUUUUUUGUAAUCACCAAGAUAGUCUGUUUUUAGCUUUAACUUUUGUAAUAAUUUGAAUUAUCAUAUUUAUGUUUACUUGAAUUUUCUAUUGUGGAUCAAGAUUAGGUAGAGC